Molecule: messenger RNA, 585 nt
Organism: Toxoplasma gondii ME49
Lineage: Eukaryota; Apicomplexa; Conoidasida; Eucoccidiorida; Sarcocystidae
Product: Ras family protein
Exons: 3
Coding region: 1-585 (194 amino acids)
Cellular component (GO): endosome; Golgi apparatus
Molecular function (GO): GTPase activity; GTP binding
Source: RefSeq, a predicted model, not a curated record
AUGCUGACAUUCACACCAGUCACGCGUCAGCCACAGGAUCCAAUUCCUCGUCGUUCAAAGCCAGUGCGGGUCGCUCUAGUCGGCGAUUCAGGCGUCGGCAAGACGACACUUCUCCAGUGUUAUUUAGAGGGCCGGGAUUUGAGUUCUAGAGAAGGCUUCAAGGUAAAGGCUGAGCCCACACUGGGAGUCGACUACGCAAAAAAGCGCGUCCGCAUCAAGAGUGAAGAGAUAUGUUUACAUUUUUGGAGUCUCUCCGGCGACGCGGCCUUCGACGAGAUGCGAAAAGAAUUCUACAGAGAAUCAGACGCAGUCGUGCUCAUCUUUGACCUCACGUCUCGUGCCUCCUUCGACCGCCUUUCUACAUGGCUUCGAGAUCUGCAGACCCUUCUCGAUGAUCGCCGGUUCACUCUAUUUCUGUGCGGCUACAAAGCGGACUCGGCAAGCCGCGUUGUCGAGGAAAGCGACGGACGUCUGUGGGCCUUAAAAAACGGCUUGCCUUACUUCGAAGUGUCGAGUGCAGGGGGACAGAGUGUAGAUGCACUCUUUGAGAGUUUGAUUCUCUCCCUGCCUCUUAUUUCUUCUUGA